Acytostelium subglobosum LB1 is the source of this 1581-nucleotide messenger RNA. RefSeq lists its product as hypothetical. The coding region runs from base 1 to 1581 and encodes 526 amino acids. The transcript has 2 exons. The record is from RefSeq and is a predicted model, not a curated record. Lineage: Eukaryota; Evosea; Eumycetozoa; Acytosteliales; Acytosteliaceae.
AUGUUCAACCAGGUGAUUGGUUUGGGCGUUCUUCCAACGUCACUGACCGAACUUACGUUGGGUGGAGCAUUCAACAAGGUGAUUGAAGUCGGCACACUGCCCACAUCACUAAUCACACUCUCUUUCCAUGGUAAUACUGCUGGUGGAUCAAGGUUUAACCAAAAACUACGUCCUGGUGUGUUGCCCUCCUCACUACAGUACCUGAGACUAGGUGAUUCAUUCAAACAUCCAAUCAAACCCAAUGUGCUGCCCUUAUCGCUCAAGACUCUCACACUUGCCAGUCGGUUCGACCAGAGUAUAAGUGGUGUCCUCCCCAUGUCUCUGGCCAUGCUGACCUUUGGUCAUUUCUUCAAUAAGCCAAUCAACAAAGGUGACCUGCCCAGCUCAUUGACCAAACUAUCAUUUGGUUCAUCAUUCAACCAGAAGCUGAUAGCUGAUCUACUUCCUACUUCAUUGACCGAGCUAUCCUUUGACAAGUACUCACAUCAACUGGACAUGUCGAUACUUCCAAGUUCCCUGACAAGUCUGCACAUCAGCAGGCUGUACAAGUCAAUCGUUCAACCAACAGCAAGUACACCAAAUGGUCUUGUACAUCUAUCAAUCGAGAACUGUACAGAGAAGAUCUUACCUGGACAACUGCCCAACACAUUUGUACACUUGGACAUUAAUAACUACAACAACAAUACAUUGGAGCCUGGUAGUAUGCCAUCAUCAAUCACAACACUGAUCUUUGACAAUAACUUUAUUCAACAACUCGAGAAAGGUAUACUGCCACCACGUUUGACAACAUUGUGCCUGGGCGACUCCUUCUCCAAUGACGAUCAGGAUAUAAAGCCUGAUACUCUGCCAGAGACUUUGACUUCAUUGAAUUGUGGAUAUCGAUACAAUCGAGACCUGGCAGGCAAGCUGCCAUCAUCCCUUCGCACUCUCAUUCUUGGCCAACUCUUUAAUCAUAAGCUUAACAAGAAUACGCUGCCUGCAUCGCUCACAUCUCUAAAGGUGGGCAGCGCCUUCAAGCACGUGCUCAAGCAUAUGCCUCCUUCUCUCACUGAUCUCACCAUCUACUCAUUUGGACAACUCAAGUAUGUCAGGUGCCCACUCAAAUCACUGUCAUUGUCCAAGGCUGCGUCUCAUUCACCAAUCGCACCACGUACCGACACGUUGGACACUCUGUCCAUUGGAUCAAAGAUACCCUAUGGUAUCGUGUCACAUUACCUCCAUCGAUCACAGUUUAUCAAAAAGGUGAUGGCGACCAUACCAAAUGUUCAUACGUAUAACUUUACAAUGUUUUGUUAUCAUCAAGAGUAUGUGGAUAUCGUUCGCAAGGUGAAUGAUUGCUACUCCAUCCUCGUGUCCACAUUGACUACAAAGGAAUAUGAUCAGCCUCCUUUCAUCAAAAAGUCCAUUCAUUUCAUCGUCAAUCAUUCAGUGAUCAAUACACAAAUGUCUGAAGAGCUCAAAAGACUUAGAUUGGAGAAUGAAGUACUAAUGAUGCAACUUGUCUGCAUGGUACCAUUAUCAUCAUCGUUGCCACUUCCAGAGGACCAUCCAUUGUACACCAAGUCCGAGCCAACACAAUAA